GGUACGUCACAUCAUGAGUGUGUUGGGAUAAAGAGGCUUCAACUGGGGAUUUAAACUGAUGUCCACUGUCUAGACGACUACACAGGAAGCGAAGAAUUAAAUGCAUAGUUAUAUAGUCGACCUCUAUUCUUGGACUCUGUACUGCGUUAGCCUAUUACUGGACUGUGUUUUUAAUACCCGCUGUUCAUAGACAAUCAUGGGAACAGAGGAAGCUAGCGUAGACUGUUAGCAGCGAGAAUUCAGAAACCAAAUCCUUCAAGAGUCACACCCUAAUAUUCACUGUCCUCGCACCGGCCACGCGACUGCGGGUACAGAUGCCCAGCCCUGCUUUUCGGUCUGGAUUACAGCGGGACUAUUUCCUGUAAAGAUCUCUUUGCAAAACCAACUAAGAAGCAGCAAGAAAGUCAUGUAUGUCCGGUUUCAGUCUACUUUGUUGGGAGACAGAUAACGUUAGUCGGCUAGCUAGUGUGUGAUUAUCAUCACUCCUCUGGGCUUUUGGUGGAAGACCGAGGAAUAUGAGUUCACCGAUGUACACGUUUGUUUUGAGAGAUGACAACAGUACUGUAUAUGCUGAGGUCGCCAAGAUCCUCGCCUCUACUGGAAAAUGGAAACGACUGAAGAAGGACAAUCCUCGGUUUAAUUUAAUGCUGGGAGAGAGAAAUCGGCUGCCUUUUGGACGGCUGGGUCAUGAACCGGGACUGAUGCAGCUGGUGAAUUAUUACAGAGGAGCUGAUAAACUGUGCCGCAAAGCAUCACUGGUCAAGAUUAUCAAGACCAGUCCAGAGUUAAAGGACUCCUGUAACUGGCUCCCUGAGUCUUACAUCAUAUACCCAACCAACCUCAACACCCCAGUGGCUCCAGCCACCAAUGGCAUCAGCCACAUGAAGAGCAACCCAAAGACAGAUGAGCGGGAGGUCUUCUUGGCUUCAUAUAACUCCAGAAAGGAAAGCGGAGAGGGAACGGUGUGGAUCGCCAAAUCAUCAGCAGGCGCAAAAGGUGCAGGUAUAUUGAUAUCUCAUGAUGCAAACGAGUUGCUUGAGUUCAUCGAUAAUCAAGGCCAAGUGCAUGUCAUUCAGAAGUAUCUGGAAAAACCACUGCUGUUGGAACCGGGACAUCGCAAAUUUGAUAUAAGGAGUUGGGUGCUUGUAGACCAUCAGUAUAAUAUCUACCUGUACCGUGAGGGAGUGUUGAGGACGUCUUCUGAGCCCUACAACAGCUCAGAUCUGCAGAACAUGACCAGUCACCUGACCAAUCACUGCAUCCAGAAAGAGCAUUCGCAGAACUACGGCCGCUAUGAGGAGGGGAACGAGAUGUUCUUUGAUGAGUUCAGACAGUACCUGCUGACCACACACAAUGUUGCCAUGGAAACAUCUAUUUUACCUCAGAUCAAGCAUAUCAUCAGGAGCUGUCUUACAUGCAUCGAGCCAGCCAUCAGCACGAAACACUUGUCCUAUCAGAGCUUCCAGCUCUUCGGCUUUGACUUCAUGCUGGACGAGAGCUUUAAAGUCUGGCUAAUUGAGAUCAAUGGGGCACCUGCCUGUGCACAGAAACUCUACCCUGAGCUGUGUCAAGGCAUUGUGGAUGUGGCCAUUUCCACAGUGUUCUCUCUGAGCGCAGAUGCCCUCUCAUCCUCGCCUCCGUUCUCCACUUCUCCAUCUCUAUCCACCAACUCCUGCUCCUCACCCAAGAUCAGAGCGCCCCAUCAUUUCGGCCCAUUCAUCAAACUAUAAACUGCUAGAUGCUACUGUUGCCGUAUAACCCCCUCCCCAUAGUCCUGCCCGAAAACAUCAACCAGCCUAGGAGGCAUAAGGGUCUACACUUGAUCUUGGGGCUGAGCAUACAGGGGAUUCAUCACUGUCUGAAGAGGAUAGAAGGGAAAUGAGGUCACCUCUGUAAACUCCUCUUCUUGUUUCAAUCCAUCAUCUCUAAAGCAAACCCAGAAGAGUUCACGGAAGGAGCAAAGGAAGACUGGAAGGUGAGGAAAAUCCUCCACAUGCUGGUGUUGCAGUACCUAGAAAAGCCAAGCAUGUACAGUUAUUAUAAUUGAGGCUACAGUUGUUUGGGGCUUUAAUGCUCAAAAAAUGAUUUUGCAAGCACACAUUUGAAUGAGAAGGUGUUGCCACCAAAGAGGAGGGUUUACAGUAGCUACUUUACGUCCUAGGUCAAGACUCCUCAGGACAUUCCCAGGCACCUUGAUGAAACGGAGAAUAGAUUUGAGACUUUAGUGCCUUACAUAUUCACUUUCUCACUAACA
Molecule: messenger RNA, 2254 nt
Organism: Labeo rohita (rohu)
Lineage: Eukaryota; Metazoa; Chordata; Actinopteri; Cypriniformes; Cyprinidae
Gene: ttl
Product: tubulin tyrosine ligase
Exons: 7
Coding region: 516-1730 (404 amino acids)
Biological process (GO): protein modification process
Source: RefSeq, a predicted model, not a curated record